Messenger RNA from Syngnathoides biaculeatus (alligator pipefish), 5047 nucleotides. RefSeq names its product SKI-like proto-oncogene a (gene skila). The coding region runs from base 203 to 2437 and encodes 744 amino acids. The transcript is spliced from 8 exons. Lineage: Eukaryota; Metazoa; Chordata; Actinopteri; Syngnathiformes; Syngnathidae. The record is from RefSeq and is a predicted model, not a curated record. Gene Ontology annotation, molecular function: SMAD binding; RNA polymerase II cis-regulatory region sequence-specific DNA binding; DNA-binding transcription factor activity, RNA polymerase II-specific. Gene Ontology annotation, biological process: negative regulation of BMP signaling pathway. Gene Ontology annotation, cellular component: nucleus.
UGCACUUUUAGAAUUACCGACUAAGGGUCCCUCUAGUGCUGUGGAAGCAUCUUGGAACGUCGAAAAUUCUCCAUCAUGCGUGUGUCCGUCUACCUGAGGAUCAGCGUCGUUUGAAAAAAAAAAAAAAAGGUGGGGGGAAAAAAAGGAGCUGUUACGAAAAUCCAGACGCGAAGAGACGAUAACAAUAACGGAGCCCGCAGACAUGGCAGGCACCCAGACCAGUUUGAAGAGCCCCUUCAAAGGCCUGAACUCCUUCAAGGGCGGCAUGAAGCGUCUGUACCGUGAACGUCUGGAGGACGCGCCCAUCAAGAAGCGAGUGAUGGCCGAGAUCAACCUGAAGCGCCACGGCCUGGAGUCCUUCCACAAGGCGGCCAAGGUGAAGCGGGAGCACGUGGAGGAGGCGCACCACCGCGACACGGACGCCGAGCUCCACGCGGCCGCCUCGGCUAAGGCGCUGGACCUGAGCCCGGGGCUCAAACACACGCUGGCCCAGUUCACGCUGAGCAGCCAGAGCUCUCUGGGAGGCCCCGCCGCCUUCUCGGCGCGCACCGGCCACGAGCGUUCCCACGCCGGCAUGCCCCCGCUGCCCUCCCCUCCCGUCUUGGGAGGCGGCCCCCUGCUGGUCCCCUGCGACAGCUCCACCGAGCUCACCCACUCGCUGCUGGAGGGCGAGUCCAUCUCCUGCUUCGUGGUAGGCGGCGAGAAGCGGCUGUGCCUGCCCCAGGUGCUCAACUCGGUGUUGCGCGACUUUUCGCUGCAGCAGAUCAACACGGUGUGCGACGAGCUCUACGUGUACUGCUCGCGCUGCGAUGCCGAGCAGCUGCACAUCCUCAAGGUCUUGGGCAUCCUGCCCUUCAACGCGCCCUCCUGCGGCCUGAUCACGCUGACGGACGCGCAGCGGCUCUGCAACGCGCUGCUGCGCCCCGGCGCCGCGCCUCCCGCCGAGCUGGGCGCCGAGCUGUCGGGCCGGGGCCCGCUGAAGGAGAGCGAGGCCGGCUUCCAGGUGGAGCACCAGUGCCUGGGCAAGUGCCAGGGCCUGUUCCUGCCCCAGUUCUACACGCAGCCCGAGGCGUCCUGCGUCCAGUGCGUGGAGUGCCACCUGCUCUUCUCGCCGCAGAAGUUCGUCAUGCACUCGCACAAGUCGCCCGACAAGAGGACGUGCCACUGGGGCUUCGACUCGGCCAAGUGGCCUUGCUACCUGCAGCUGGCCAGGAAGUACCAGGGCUCGCCCGAGGAGGCCAAGCUCAAGCGGCUGCUGGACGAGGUCAAGGACAAGUUCCACUAUCAGCUCAAAAAGACGCCCGCCAAGAAGGCGACUGCAGGGGAUGAAGACCAGGAGAACCAGGCUCGCAAAUCCUCCGGGGACCUCUGCUCCUCCGACGGCAAAUUGGCUGAAGCCGACCCAACGGGCAAGGGUAAAACAUCUCCAACUGUGGUGUACAAUCAGCUUUUUCCAGACAUCAAGGAGGAGCCUGGACACCCAGCCCUGGUCCAUCCCAGUUACUACCUGUACACGUACGACAAGAUGGUGGCUCCCAACGUGUCCCUGCGCAGGCAGGCGGAGAUGAGCCCCGAGAUGCUCGGCGCGCUGCUCAAGCACCACUACGGCCGAGGGCCGCCGCUCCACGACGAGCCGCCGAUGGAUCUUCACACGUCGCCUCCGCUGGCUGAGGAGGCCAAAUCCCAACACGGCGGCGAGCGGGAAUGCCAAGCCCAGGCAGUUUCCAUGGAGACGAGCAGCCUGAGCGGCAAGAUAGCCGCCCGCACUCGCGGCCCUCCUCCUCAUCCCGGAUCGCCGCCGCCGCACGAGGAAGCGGGAUGCGGCGGGAACGUGGCGGAGGACGACAAGGACAGGAUCGUGGUGGAGAUUAUGCAGAUGUACGGCAGGCAGCAGGAGAAACUCAACUCCACCCUGCACAAGCAGCUGCAGCUGGAGAUGGAACUGGAGGCGCUGCGCGGCGGCGAGGCAGCGCGUCUGCGCGAGCUGAGCGCCGAGCAGCGGGAGCUGCGCACCGAGCUGGAGGCUGUGCACAGCGAGCAGGCGCGCCAGCUGGGCCAGGCCCGCCAGGAGCAGCUGGAGCUGGAGGCCCGUCUGGAGCUGCUACGGCAGCAGGCGUGUGCCUGCGAACCCGCUGCCCAGCGCCAGCAGGAAGCGCACUACGUCGCGCAGUUGUCGGAGCUCCGCCAGAGGCUGGAGCGCGCCGAGGCCGACCGGCAGGAGCUGCAGGACGAGCUGAGGCGGGAACGGGAGGCUCGGGAGAUCCUGGAGCGCGCCAUCAGCCAGCUCAAGCAGCAGAUGGGCCGGUCGAGCACCGCCUUGCCCGCCGGUGCCAGCCCCUCGCCCCCCCUCACCCCGUCCACCGGACCCCCCAACGCCCAUUCGCCAACCUCCUCCUCCCCUUCCUCCUCCCCUUCCUUCUCAGAGGCCCCAAAGUAACUGGCGCCUCUCCUUCGCUUUCAAUCUUGGACUUUUCUAAUUUAACAUGAAAAAAUUUUGUCUUUUUUUUUUAUUAUUAUUCUCCUCCUCUCAACAAACAGUAUUUAAAUACUUUUUUUUGCUUUGUUUGUUUGGGAUGUGAUUUUAAGUUAUAGCCUUUUAACAGACACCACAACCGCCACCGUUCACGCUGCUUGGGUCGCAUCCCCUUCACGCACCUGCUCAAAUCUCGUCUGAGAGCAACGUGAACUCGAGAUGCACAUUGCCCACCUCGCUUUACGAAGCCGUCCUCCCUCCGCAACACUGUGCCCCCCCCCCCCCGACCCCACCCCAGAUGAAAAGAACAUGCGCUCCUUUUUUAGUGAACUCGACUUGACUGAGCGCCCUGGAGUCGUCGCCCCCUCUGGGACAGGAAUGCACGUGAGCUGUGUUUCCAUUUGAUUUUUUUUUUUUUUUUUUUUUUUGUGGUUUUGUUUUGUUUUCUGUGAAGAAAAUGAAGGCAGCUUUUGAUAAUAACACAACCAGGUCACUGUUGACAGCAGUUACUUUGUGCCGACUGAACAAACAGCGAAAGGAAGAGGGGUGGCGCACCGAGGGUGGGGUGGGGACUAACCCCGGGACGCGAACUUCACCGAGCGCCCCUCCAACGCUGCACCAGCUUCGGACAACGCCACUUUCAUUCACGUCGCCAGGCAAAAAGUGCUUUUUUUAUUGCCUCUAAUGAGAUCCCUCUAACCCGGUGUGUACGUGAGCGAGAAUGCGUGUGUAAAUAAUGAUUGAAAUGAGGAAAAAGGAGCGUAAAAGGCGGGGGUGUUAACUUUUUAUGCAUCGACUACAAAUGCAAAUUGAUAAGACAUUCCACUGUGCUCCAUUUCAUAGGCAGAUUAUGAGGACAGUCCCAAGUCGUCAAUGUUGUUGGGGGGAUGGGGGGGGGCUUUUAUGAAAAUAUUUAACAUAAUAUUAAACUAAGGAUUUCUAUUCACUUUGUACAUACACUAGCCAUUAAUAUAUUAAAGCUUCAUCUUUGUCUAUGGUAAAUCUUUUUGGAGGUUAUAUAUGAAUCGGUGCGGGGGAGAAAAAAAAUAUUUUGCUUGGGAUCUUUGCAAAAAAAUAUGCAAAUUCGUCGAGCGGAUGUGGAGGAAAAAUGUGUUUCAUGUCACACUCUUAUUUUAAUUUAUUUUAUUUUUUUGGGAGCUGGCGCAAAAAGGAAAAUUUAAAAAAACUUUCUGCCACUUUUUCUAGGAACUCGCCAAAGGACGUACUUAAAUGUAUGGGGGGAGAAAAAAAACAUUUUUCUGGACAUUUGUGGCCUUUUUCUGCUGAGAUUUUUAUAAUUAAUGCCAGGCUGGAUUAUAUCAUAUACGAUGCUGGGGCCACAGGUGUAAUGUGAAAAUUCAUGAAUAAUAGUUUGCAGAAUUACAUCUUGGAUUAUAAAAACAAAAUAACAAAAAUAUGAAUAUAUAUAUAUUUUUUGCAUGUUUCUCUGCCCCUCAUAUUUGUGUAAAAAAAAAAAAAUGCUCCCACCAAUAAAAUAAUAAUAAUAAUGAGCCACUGAGGCUCAUGUGCAUGAACCUGUACAGUUUUUUUUUUUUUUAAAUAUAUAAAUAUGAAAGGUCAGUGUGAAUGAAUGUGUGAGUGGAUUUGUACACUCUUGACGCCACUGAAUUUAUAUUCAGUAUUAGUUUAUUUUUGUUUUAAUUCAGCAGAACAAGAUUACAUUUAUACACGGGGGGGGCUGCUGUUUGAGGAUGAAGUGAAAGGGAAGCCCCCCCCCUUGCCCCUUCUUUAACGCGAGUCGACAUUUUGCAGUGUUACACGAAAUGCUUUUGUACAGUCUCUUUGUCUUUUCUUUUCACACCCCCAUGACGACAAAUCCGCCGUCAGGGUUUCACACAAUGUCGCUGCAACGCGGGAUGUAUUCUGUACAUAAAGAGAUGCUUUAAAAAAAAUAUUAUAUUAAAAAAAAAAAAGACGGGAGUUGGGAAUUCGCAGCAACAAUGACAAUCGGCGACCUCCCUAAAAAAACGGGCCCCCCCUGUCUUUUUUUUCCCCACCUCAGCCACAUGCUUUUAUCGUACACCCCCCCCCACCCCCGGCACUGGUGGGCGACAAAUAGGUACAUUGUGUUUUCAUUUGUACACUUUUGAAAAACAACAAAUAUAUAUUCAUGCCCCCCCCCACGCCGCCACACAAUGCUGAAACAUGACUCGCGGUGUCCGUGUAUGAAUAUGACCAUUGCCAAUAACCAUGUGAUGAGAAUCUUUGUUCUUUGCAUGACUUGAGACACUGAUCUCCUACCUCAUGUUGUGAUAUAUAUAAAUACAAAUCUAUAUCUAUAAAAAGAUGUUUUUUUUAAAUGCAAAGGAAACUAACGGUUAAAUCAUUUAAUAUCGACGAGUACAUGACCUGACUAUACUAUACUAUAUGCUUUUCAGCUCUAUGAUACCUCACUUGUAUCUUGGUGUUUUUUUGUUUUUUUUUUUGGGGGGGGUUGUUUUUAUUUUCCUGUUCUUUGCGCAUAUUUUGAUUUGACACCUUGUACAUAUGAUGUUGUGUAUAGACAAUGAACUUGGAUCUAAUUCAAGUAAAGUUCUGUAGUGUUCAGCCAUC